CUUUUUUUUUUGUUCAUCACUUAUCAGUAAAAAAUAAAUAAAAUUUCAAUUUCUUGGUCGUUGCCGGUUGAGCUCUUUUCUCUUAAUUCGGAAAUUUCUAUGAUUUGUGGGAAAACCUCUUGAAGUGAUGUUGCUAGACUCUCAUACUAUCUCUACCGUACCUCCUUCGGUCAUAUACAUUCCAAACUUCAUCAAUGCUGAUGAAGAGAAAGAAAUCAUUGAUAAAGUAUAUUCCGCUCCUAAACCGAAGUGGACCCAGCUGAAGAAUCGUAGAUUACAGAACUGGGGAGGAAUUCCUCAUCCUAAAGGAAUGAUACCGGAAAAAAUUCCCGAUUGGUUACAAAAGUAUGUCGACAAAGUAACUGCUUUACAAGUUUUUGAUGAAGGAUCAUCUCCAAAUCACGUAUUGGUGAAUGAAUAUUUAGCUGGUCAAGGCAUAAUGCCUCAUUUAGAUGGACCGUUGUUUUUUCCAGUUGUCACUACCAUUAGUUGCGGCUCUCAUACGAUUCUGAAUUUUUUUCCUUACUCCGGAACUGCCAGCGACGCGGACUUGUCCACCGCAAAGAAAGUAUAUUCUUUAUUACUUGAACCUCGAAGUUUACUGGUUCUCAAGAAUGAAAUGUACAAAAAUUAUAUGCACGGAAUUGAGGAAAUUAAAUCCGAUGAAAUUAACGAUCAGAUUAAUAAUUUGGAUGCGUGCUGUGAAAAAUAUUCCAUAAAAGAAGAUGUUUCCAGAAGUACUAGAAUUUCUCUCACAAUCCGAAAUGUACCAAAGUGUUCUAACUUUAAAUUACGUUUUUGAUAUUUUUUGUUGAACGAAUAAUAAAAAAGUGUACCCGCAAUAAA
Planococcus citri (citrus mealybug) is the source of this 846-nucleotide messenger RNA. Its product is annotated as alpha-ketoglutarate-dependent dioxygenase alkB homolog 6. Lineage: Eukaryota; Metazoa; Arthropoda; Insecta; Hemiptera; Pseudococcidae. The record is from RefSeq and is a predicted model, not a curated record. Gene Ontology annotation, cellular component: nucleus. Bases 128 to 802 code for a protein of 224 amino acids. The transcript has 5 exons.